AUGGCGACGUCCAUCAUUCAGAUGAUUGAUAAUAUUUUUCAUCAAGCAAAAGACACUACUCAAGAAGAAAUUGAUAGUAUUUGUUCAAGGAUCCUCAACAAUCUCUAUGUUCCAGAGCAGUCUGGAGAAAGCUUGAAUCUUUUACGACAACUUUUUCUUAUCCUGCAUGUAUCACUGACAGAGCCAUGCUUACCAAAAAAGUUCAUUGCAACAAUGGUGAACAUGGUGAGUUCUAUGGACAGAGAAAAAACCAAGGAAUGUUUAUUGUGUGAACAAAUGAUGACAGAACUGUUACCAAGGGAUAGAGAGGAACUUGGAGCAGAUUUCUACACAGAGGACGAGCGUGUUGACCCUAAGUCUGUGGCCAACUCAUUUACUGUGUACCGAAUCCAGGGAAACAAAAACAGAUGCAUUGAAAAACUGAUACCACAAGCUGUCAGGUGGAUGUGUGGUGAGAAUGUGGAGCCCAUCGUACAGAGACAGACAUUCUCCUUCCUAGUGGCAGUGUCUCUCCAGCAUCGACUUCUCCUAACUGAAGGCAAUAUAAAAGACUGUAGUAGAAGCAUUUCAAAAUGGAUGAUGUUGGCCAGUUUACAACAGGCCCCCAACCCAUACAAAAUGAAAAUAUUCAAGAAGGACCAGAACAGUGUGGUAACGGAGGUUGAUGGCACACCAAGCCGAAAUUUCUUCACUGUUCUCAAUAUUGGUCAGUAUUACACAGAGGACCAAUUCCUGAAUAUCUACAGUUUUUCUUUACUGUAUAAAUGGUUACACCAAUGUUUUACUGUGGAGGCCUCGUCGUCAGCUGCAGAGAGUGACCGCUCUCAUGUAAGCUCUACUUCAUCACCAGCACACAGAGUAUUUGAUGUCCUGGUCAACAAGUCCAUUGACUACUGCUUCAGAAUCCUUGACCAGUGUGACAGAAAACCUAAAGUUCAGUCUGACCAGGAUUUACAGAAUGCUUGUUUACUUGAGACAGUGAAUGUCCUUGACCUUGUUUGUAAGAUUGACACGGGUCAGAUAUCCAAGGUAUUCCAGGAAAUGCGUCACCUAUACAACAGACUUUCCCAAGACUUAGGCAAGUCUCGCCUAUUGCUACCCAUCUUACAAUUCUAUAUGAACCAUAGUAAGGCAGUGCUACAUGACCCUCAGGAAGCCUACAGGCUCAUCUUUCACACAGUGCUCUCUCAGAGUUUCAUGGACAAUGCUUUGAUGUUUGACAUGGUCAUGUUCCUGCGACAGAAUCUAGAGGCUUUGUGUCACAACACUCAAAUCCUCACCACUUUCUUCCCCAACAUCUUUAAGAUUCUAGCAUGGAACCCAAGGACCUAUUUGAGUGAGUUUGAAGAACUACUACCAGCUCUGAUGUCAUCUUCUACAGCACUAGAGGUAAAGCAUUGGUCUCCAAGAAUAUUUUUAGACUCUGCACAACCUCCUCCCCAGAUUCCCAAGCAGGAAUCAGGCGGUCAAAAUUACAAGGGUAUUGGGAAUCAGAAGCCAAACACCAUCAAGCAGUCACCACCAGCAAACCCAUACAAAGGAAACGCCAACAAAGGAGGUAACUACAGUAUGAAGGGGUCUUCUACACCAUCAACACCUGGCAGCAAUCGUGUUCACACCAUCUCAUCCCUCACACCCUAUCAGAACAGAUGGAGAAUCAGGGCGAGAAUAACACAGAAAGGUAGCAUACGGACAUGGAGUAAUUCACGGGGUGAGGGAAAGCUGUUCAGUGUGAAUUUCACAGAUGAGUCUGGAGAAAUACGAGCAACAGGUUUCAAUGAGGCUGUAGACAAAUACUAUGAAAUGCUGGAAAUGAAUAAGGUUUACUAUGUGAGCAGAGGAACACUCAAGACAGCCAAUAAACAGUACAGCAAUGUACAGAAUGACUAUGAGAUGACCUUUAAUCAGGACACAGUGAUAGAGCCUUGUACAGAGGAAGUAGAUCUACCUGGCAUUAAAUUUCAAUUUGUUGCUCUCAAUGAACUUGAUAGUAAAGCAGCUAACUCCUUAGUGGAUGUGAUAGGAGUAGUAAAGAGCUGCAAUGAGGUAGGAACAGUGACUGGGAGACAGAGUCAGAAGGAAAUCACAAAGAGGGACAUAUCCAUAGUCGACCAGUCUGGCAUGGCUGUCAACUUGACACUGUGGGGAAAUGAUGCUGUGACAUUUAGUGGUGAUGGUCACCCAAUCAUGGCUGUGAAGGGAGCACGUCUGUCAGACUUCGGAGGAAGGUCAUUAUCUGUAUUAGCCAGUAGUCAGGUGGUAAUGAACCCCACUGACCUCAAGGUUGCCUUUCAACUGAGGAGUUGGUUUGACUCAGAGGGACAAGGAAUGGAGUUCCAGAGCUUCCGGGGUGAAGGUGGCAGUGGAUCAGGAAGCGGUACUAAUUGGAUGACAUUUGCUGAUGUCAAGUCUCAGAAUAUUGGUGGUGGGGAGAAGGCAGACUACUUCACUUCUAAAGGAACUGUGAUAUUCCUCAGGAAGGAGAACUGCAUGUACAAGGCCUGUCCAACAGAAAGCUGCAAUAAAAAACUGAUUGACCAAGGCAAUGGCAUGUUCAGGUGUGAAAAAUGUUCCAGAGAAUUCCCAAAUUUCAAGUGGAGGAUGAUUUUGUCUGCCAACCUUGCUGACUUCUCUGACAACCAGUGGGUGACAUGUUUCCAAGAAUCUGCUGAGCUAUUGUUGGGGAAAAAUGCUCAGGAACUGGGUGACAUGAAGGACUCGGAUGAAGCUUCUUUUGAUCAAGUGUUUCAAGAUGCCAUGUUUAAGCCCUACAUAUUUAAGCUAAGGGCAAAAAUGGAAACAUACAAUGAUGAAACCAGAUUGAAGACGAUAUGUGUGAAUGCCAACCCCAUCAACUGGAAAGAAUACGGCCACCGAUUAGUGGAAGAAAUUAACAAACUUGCAGUAUGAACAUGGACCUACGAUAUUGUGAUGAUUGUAAUCAAAUGGAACAUAAACUUGUCAUUUGGUGGAAUAUUUAGAUGGUGACUUGCUUUUUAAUAUGUGUUAAUAUAAGUUAAAAAAAAAGACAACAGAACAGAAAGCAAGAACCGUUAGGUAUACUACACAGUGAUAUAAACCAACAAAUGAUCUCUGGAUUGUUUUGAUUGGUUAUUGUGACAGAUGCCAGCCCUUGUAUCGUAGUCCGUAUUUAAAGAAGCGUGGUUUUGAUUGGUUACUGUGACAGAUGCCAGCCCUUGUAUCGUAGUCCGUAUUUAAAGAAGCGUGGUAUAAUACAGUGAUAUUCUGAGGUAUUUGUAAUGAAUGUGUCUGUAUACAAAAUGUAUAUAGAAGAAACAUAUAAUAUUCAUUUGUUGGUAGUAUUGAAAAAAAAAUCCUGGAAUUUGGUCUUAUAAUGUUUACUUUAGCUUUCAGGAAUUCUUGGGCAUUUUCAACCUGGCAAGAAAAUAUUUUUCGUUCUGGAGGGUUGUACAGUAAUAUCUUAUUUGCAUGUUAGUCAUUUCAUAUGAAGCCUUUGUUAUUGAGGAUGAUAAAUUUUGUGUUGGGAUUUUAUACUUCAUAUUUUGUUCAAAAUGGCUUCCAAUGUAGCCAGUUAGUGCUGUAGAUUAUAUUGUUUGCUAAUCUCAAGUAGAUCCAAAGAUGUUUCUAUUUCCUAAAACUGCUCAUUGAUUCCAGGUGUCAGUAUAUAGCUAAAAUAAAUAUCUGAAUACAGCUAAA
Molecule: messenger RNA, 3678 nt
Organism: Ylistrum balloti
Lineage: Eukaryota; Metazoa; Mollusca; Bivalvia; Pectinida; Pectinidae
Product: replication protein A 70 kDa DNA-binding subunit-like
Exons: 23
Coding region: 1-2910 (969 amino acids)
Biological process (GO): DNA repair; DNA replication; DNA recombination
Cellular component (GO): AP-5 adaptor complex; nucleus
Molecular function (GO): DNA binding
Source: RefSeq, a predicted model, not a curated record